Messenger RNA from Anopheles bellator, 1779 nucleotides. It is a transcript of the gene Thor, whose product is annotated as eukaryotic translation initiation factor 4E-binding protein. Gene Ontology annotation, molecular function: eukaryotic initiation factor 4E binding. NCBI's taxonomy places the organism in Eukaryota, Metazoa, Arthropoda, Insecta, Diptera, Culicidae. Gene Ontology annotation, biological process: negative regulation of translational initiation. Bases 356 to 724 code for a protein of 122 amino acids. The transcript has 2 exons. The record is from RefSeq and is a predicted model, not a curated record. Gene Ontology annotation, cellular component: cytoplasm.
ACCAGCCCCGCACGAGUGGACGGAAGCAGGAAGCUACUACGCCGCACCAUCGCGCUCGGAACGACACUCUUCUUCGUGUAACUACUGCCAAGAGCGAAAAGGGAACUUAGCGAGCAUCAAUUCCGCGUGUAGCGCACCUUUGUGAGGAUCUGCCCCCCCUCGUGUCUGCCUGACUGACGUAGACCCAGAGACGAGAAAGGCCUGAACUAGUACAAAAGCACAAGUGUAAAACACACUCCCUCUCGGGAACGUUGUCCUGCCUGCCAACAACCGCCAGCACCGCCACCAAAGUAAUCCCGCGUCCCCCGGACAGGCCACAGGAACACAGUAUUUUUGAAGCCAAACACCUCUGACGAUGUCCGCGUCGCCGAUCGCACGCCAGGCUUGCGCCUCCAUCACGCAGGUCAUCCCCUCGAAGCGGGUGCUCAUCCAUGACUCCUCCGAACUGCCCGAUCUCUACUCGUCGACACCCGGUGGCACCCUGUACUCGACCACUCCCGGAGGCACUCGUAUUGUGUAUGAACGUGCGUUCCUGAUGAACUUGAAGAACUCGCCGCUGGCCCGCACCCCGCCGAACAACGUGCCACUGAAUCUGCUGCGGGGCAGUCCUACGGGUGGCAGCGUAACCAAACCACUGUCACUGAAACCGAUUCAGCAGAAACCGGCCCGCAACUCGCCGCCGAAAUACGAAGACCACCAGGAACAGUUCGACAUGGACCUGUAAAGCACGAGCGUGCCCGGUCGAGUUCGAUUUCCGAAAGCAUCAACUAAUGGCACACAACACACCGGUGGGGCGCAUCCGGCUUCCGGUUUCGAGAGAGAGAGGAAUGAAGAUGUCCCUGGUUAACUUGUUUGAAGAGCGCGGCGGCGAUACACAAACCGAUCGUUUCUUAGUUUAGCGUUAUCUCUGUCUGAAAAAUUUUGUAAGCAGCAGCUAUAGUGUGGAGAAUUUGCGGCUUUGCUACGAAAGCAACCCAGAGAGAGAGUCUAGGUUUCGAUAAUCGUUGGAUGUAGACUUUAUAAGUUUAUCGUUCCUUCGGUAGUAAGAUUAGCGUCUUCUAUUAGCCACUAGCAUUAUGUUGGUCCGCAUCGCCAGAACGGCCACUGAUGUAGACGAACAUUCGGAACUCCCCAAAGGCGCACCGAACCAAGCCAGAACUACAAGUUGGGAGAUGUGCUAGAAUUGGGAGCGCACCGGUGGGAGGUUUGAAUGUUGAUCAGUAACCCACUCUGGUGAUUUGUGAUAUCCAUGAAUGAAUUUCAUCGGCCUUCAUCGAUAUCAUCGUGGUGGGGUGAAGGAAUCUUUCAUGUUUGUAUUUUGUAAGUCAAUCAUUUCGCUUUAUUCAACGUAAGGAAGAAGGAACGUAAAUUGUUUUUUGUUGUCAGAUUUUUGAAGGUCGGAGCCACAAACGUGCAAAACCUUUUUGGAGAAAGCGGAGAAAAGUUGUCGGAAAAUUUGGAGUCAGCGAUUUGCAUGUAAGCUAACCACUUACCUAGCCUUGCCGAGAGGAACGGGGAACCGAUCACCAAUUAAUCGUAUAGUAUAGUAAUGAUGUGCAUAGUAGUGCUGCGGCGUGUGCAUUGUCGUCGUCGAGUAUUUUUGACUACUUCUCACUGCUGUUGUUUGCAUGUUCUUUCUUUUUUUCGUGCAUUCGUGCCGAACAAUUUGGAUGUGACCUAAGCGAGAGACACCCGACAUUGUAGAGUUUAAUUCCGUAGCAAUAAUAUACCUGAUGAGAUCACUGAAUAGGGUACAAAGUAAAUGAUGGAUGGUUAGGA